CCUUCAUCACCUGGCAGCGCCGCCAGCAGUCGACUGCAUGGAAUAAAAUGUAAACAUAGGGAUUGUUAUAAAAGUUUGUGCAUUUCCUUUCUUCCAUGCGUCAACUCUUUCCUGCAUCGUAAUCUCCCAAAUCUUGUCUGGCACGACAGGAUCUUCAGGGUCUUCCAUAGAAGCUGGCGCUGCACGGGACGACGAACAAUUCAAAGUCUCCGUUCAACAGCAUGAGGCAUUCCACGUAGUCUAGAACAAGCCAUGAUUUCGCCGCUGUACUAACUGCCCAUCAUCUUCAACUUUUGUUUCACAAUCUGUUUCCAUCGUGCGGUUUGACCAGCUCAUGAUGGACGUCGAUAUAGCACUACUCGGGGAGAGUACCUACGUCCCAGACUUUCUGGAAAGUGCUACUCGACUUUAUGAGUGCGUAUCGCAUGCUGGCAAUUCUGCUCAGCCGCAUGAGGGCGGCACCUCCGCCAAUUACCUAGCAGCAAACGAGUCGCUCAGUCGAUUUGUUGACGAGUUUUCGGCUCUAAUAUCUCAUCUCAGAGUAUUGCCGGACAACGGAUUGGGUAGGGACUGCUGGAAAAUAUCCCAAGAUGUUCUCAUCCGUCUCAACAAGCGGCCUGACGACAACGACCAUGAUGGAGCUUCCCAAUGUCCCGAUUUCUCUCAUGGCAUACAGUGGACUAGCCAAGAUUCAGAAGCCUUUGCCGCCCGGAUAACGGAGCUGUGCAAUCGAUAUAAAACUGCCAAUCCAGAUGCGAUUGUGGACUCUCACAUUGAGACAGUUUUGAGACUAAAGCAAUUCAAUGAGAGACAAAUGCAGGCCAGACAUGGCAUGAGCGACGUUGUUGAUCAAGGGAAAGCACCAUCACAGAUGACCGCAUCCGCGGAUUUGCUUGCCGACUUCAUCCUUGAAAGUCUUAGCUAUAAGUCCAUGAAGAACCGAGAGGAAGAGGUAGCCGAUGCCCACGGGAAUACCUUUGCAUGGAUCUUCAAGAACAAGCCAGACGGAAACGGCAACACCAAUGGAGGGCUGGGCGACCAGUUCACCAGGUGGUUACGAAGCGACGAGCUAGGCAAUAUCUACUGGGUCACGGGCAAACCUGGCGCCGGGAAGUCUACGUUGAUGCGCUACAUCGCUGAACACCCUUCUACGGACCUGCUUCUUAAAGCAUGGGCUGGAAAGAGACAACUUGCGAAAGCUGUUUUUUAUUUCUGGACCAGCGGUUCAGAGGAGCAAAAGUCACAGUCUGGUCUACUCCGCUACUUGCUAUACCAGCUUUUGUCAAACGACCAUAGUCUCAUCCCAACGACUUUCCCUGAGCUGUGGCAGAAACUCUCCCAAAUGUCCACAAAAGAGAGAAUCCGCUUUUCCGUCGACUGGAAUGCAGCAGAACUCAUGAAAUCUCUCCAGCAGCUCGUUGAGUAUGCUCUCAAGUCCACCAAGAUCUGCCUCUUUGUAGAUGGCCUCGACGAGUUCGAUGGUGAUCACCAAGCAAUCAUCCAGUUUUUCAGGAACCUGUCUGGCAAUGACACGAACGGCCGACUUAAACUUUGUCUAUCCUCCCGACCAUGGCCUGUCUUUGAAAAGGCAUUCCAAUACUCAGUCCCCAACCUCAAGCUGGAAGAGCUCACAUUCUAUGAUAUGACACGAUAUGUGGAGGACAAUCUAGCUAAUGACGGGAAGUUCAAGGACGCAAUGGCCAAGGAUCAACCGGCAGCGAAUACCCUUGUAUCCGGUAUUGUUAAAAAGGCCGAGGGUGUCUUCUUAUGGAUUCGCCUUGUGGUCAGAAAGGUCCUGGAGCUCUUUGGGGAAGAUUCAGACAUUUCUUCUGCCACAAGAUACUCGCUAGAGCUGCCGUCGGACUUGGAUGAGAUCUUCAGUCAGUUUAUCUUCCAAAAUCGAUCCCCAGAACAGCUUGAAAGGUCGCUGCAUGUGUUCCAGCUUGUUCAUGCACGCGAAGUCGUUGCACGUUUUAUCAAGGAUGAAUCUUCGUAUUCAUUGUCCAUAUGGGAAUUCGUGUUUGCCCUGCAGACCUUGGAGAAUGGAAUAGAGAGAAACGACACAUUCAGGGAGGUACCAGACGAGGAAAUUCUGCAGCUGUGCGAGAGUGCGCUGGCCAGCAUAUUAUCAGACUCCAGCGGUCUCCUUGAGGUAUAUCACAAGCACGACCGCAUCAACCGAUUCAAUUCGGCUCAUCGCCGCGGACACAACAACAGCAGACACAGUGCAAGACAGCUUGCCGAAAGCAGGGUGACAUAUUUGCAUCGCACAGUACGUGACUACCUGGUGGGACCGAAAGCAGUCCUGCUUAAAAGUUCGAGCGAUGCGCACCUUCCGCAUCUCCAAUUGCUCAGUUCGUACGUUCAACGACUCAGGAACUCAUUGGAGCCCUUGGAGAAGCAUCGUCGCCUGGACGAGCUGUAUCCGGAUAUUGCGAUGGCGCUAACACAUGCCCGUCAUAUGGAGGGCCAAAUCAAGAAUUAUCCUCCAGAAGUACAGCUGUUGCUCAUUGACCAGCUCGAUGAGGGGGUUUCCUGGUAUUGGCAAACUCGGCGUGGGGACCCUUACGACCAUUGGGCCAGGAGUUGCUUCGGUAGUUACGAGCAGCGUAAAGGCAACAAGAUUAUCUUCCGCGAACCAUUCCUUGCAUUAUGCACCAAGUUUGGACUGUCAGGUUAUGUCAUUGGAAAGCUUGACGCUAUUGCGGGCAGAGAUAAGACCGCCGAUGACGGGGAUGAGUCCCUUUCCUCGGUCGUGGAGGAGGCGCCUUUACUGACUUAUGCCUUGGAGUUCUUGACUUCGCGUCAGAAGACGAUCAUGCCUCUGUCAGACGCAAGUUUCGUUUCAGCAUUACUGCAGAGUCCACAUCUCGAUCACCCGGAGGUAGGCAAGAUAAUUGGUACCCCAAAUAUGGUGUUCAAUUCCCCACUCAGGAAGAAAAAAGCGGUGACUCCCUGGAUCAUGGUGCUCAGUCAUCUUCGAGACGCGAAAAGAAGAGGCUGGAUAGAGCCAUUCGACAUUGAUCAAGAGAACGGCACGAAACGGUGGACAGGGAUCAUCAAGCUGCUCGUCAAGGAAGGACAUGCCGACUUGGACGCUUUUUUGGAGUGGAACGGCUUUGAUAAGGAAUGCUAUGCUCGCGAUGUAUUGGUGGGCCCCGAGCAUCUUGGCGCGGUCGACGACUGGUGGAUCCAUGAGUUCAAGAAACUUAUAGAGUAG
Molecule: messenger RNA, 3220 nt
Organism: Truncatella angustata
Lineage: Eukaryota; Fungi; Ascomycota; Sordariomycetes; Amphisphaeriales; Sporocadaceae
Exons: 3
Coding region: 335-3220 (961 amino acids)
Source: RefSeq, a predicted model, not a curated record